AUAUGCAGGGGCCACCAUGGCUUGGAUGGGGAGUCCUAGAGUACAGAAAUUCCUUAAAAAUGAGAUUUAAUAUUGUGUAGUAGGCAGAAGAGCACUGUUGGUACGAUUAUUUGCCACAAAUAUCAACCUUUCUAAUUCACAUCCGCCCAAUGUAAAUGCUGAGAUAAUAGUGAUUUAAAAAAUAAAUCAAGUUUACUUCAGCAAAAUUUUGCAGAGACAAUCUUUUCUUCGCAUAUCACAUUUUAUUUCUAAAUUUUCUUUUUUAUGUCAAUUCUUUCUUAUUUAGAUUCAUCAGUCAAAUGCUCUUAUGAAAACGCUAUAGUAACAGACACACAUGGUAAUGCUCAGUCUCAUGUCUUCUUAAGGGUGAGAUAGAUAGAUAGAUAGAUAGAUAGAUAGAUAGAUAGAUAGAUAGAUAUAUUCACAGUUACUCUCCUGACCGAAAACAGUACCGAAUCCUACUGUUUUAGGUUACGUUUUCUACGUCGGUUACCUUUCCUACGUACGACGGUUACGUUUCCUACCAGCAGUAGGUUACGCUUAGGUUACGUCGGUUACCCACGACAUGGCGGUUACGUUUUCUACGUCAACGCGCAUGUGCAAAUAUUAAAAAUAAAUCAUAAGGGCGGCUUGCGGCGUGAAAGAUACUCUCAGUUAAGGAUUGUUGUUGUUGUUUUUUAAUCAUAUCAAUCAGAUAUAAGAAACAGAAAAGCUUUUUUUCUUUGAAUAAAAAAAAUCAUUUUUCAAGUUGGAAUUGUCAAAGCAGGUCACAAGAAAAGUAGGAAGCAUAUUUUAUCAUGAGUUUUGGUAAUAGUAAGCGAAAUCUUCAAGAAUCAUUUGUAUUGGUUGGUACCAUAACAGUUAUUACAAGGAAUGGGACUGAUGGCAUGGCCUAUCCUAUUAUCUUGGGAAAAAAAUGGUAACAAUUGGAAAGUUGAAACAUCGUCUACGUCAAAUAGUUUAGAAAGUAUGUUGAUGAGAGAAAAUAUCAGGUUGAAGAAGAAAAUUUCAGAGCUCGAGAACCAACUUUCAACAGACUCUACAAGCUUACCUAUCGAAAAAAACCGCAAAAAAUGUCCAUUACAGUCAUGUGAUAGUUGUGUUACAAAUUUAUCUCGGCACAUGAUAGAAGUACACUAUUGGCCCCAGAGUAAGGCAAAAUAUUGCGUUGGCAUAUACGGAUUGAGGAAACCAGGUGUUAGGUUUUAGGUUGUCGAAACAAAAGAAUGAGUUUGCACCUCCAAGACGUCCACAAACUAUCAAAAGGACCUUACUAUUAUAGUAUGUUGAAAUUAGCCAGGGUGUGUGACGUUGCAUCAAACAACGAAGUACACAUAUGACAUCCAUCCCUGCCAAGCAUGUCGCCACUGAUGAUCGCCACUGAUCCGAAGUAACAGAUUCGGAUAGUUACAUGGAAGAUGACGAAGUGGUUGACUCUGCUGAAAUUUUAGAGAGAUAAAAUUUCAGUUGAUGAAGGAAAGAGUAGCCAAAAGAGUGCUAUUCAGUCAAAGCAGCAAUUGAGAGAUAUUUGGGCAGCUUUGGAUUCCUCAUAUCUCAGUGAUUUAGUCAGAAAAUAUAAAAUUCGCGACACCUUUUUGACAACGUAUGCCGAAAAGACAAAGGAAUACAAAGCUUUAACCAUUAAACGGUAUAUUUUGUCACUGCCACACUUCUAUGACUUUCUCCUUACUGAGGAGAUCCCUCUACCCGGAAUAGCACCAGAUAUGAUUUUAAGGAUGAAAGUUAGUGUAUCUCAAUGGAGCAAAUCUAAUAAUGGAACGGUAGAGAUACAGCAGCUUGAGAGACAGAUGGAGGAGCAACAAGUGCUUAUCACGCCUGAGCAGAUCCAACGGUAUGAGGAGUCUGCCAGUGCAAAGGAGGCUAUCUCGAUAAUUAAAAAUUUUCGUAGCCCUUACCGAGAAAACACCUUCUCUCGUUAAGAAUAUGCGUGUAUACGGGAUUUUCUCAUAACGGAAAUAACUAUAAUUAAUUGUCAGAGGUCUGGCGUACCUAGCAACAUGAACAUCGAUGAGGUGAAGGCUGCUGUAUUUCGUGAUGGUAAAUAUAUUAUUAAAGUAAAACGUCACAAGACAUUUAGGAAACACGGUCCAGUUAAUCUGUGUACGAGAGAAACCUUGUACCAACAGCUCUUAAUUUUUUUUGAUUCAAUUCGCAGUCAGAUACACAGUGACUUUGAAAAUGUUUUUGUUUCAUAUAAUGGCAAGAUGUUAGAAUCUGGAGCAAUAUCGAAACAAAUUAAUAGCACUUGGAAAAGGUCCGGUGUUUAUGGUGAAAACGAUCCGCCAGUGAGGAAAAACAUCACUUCAAAUAUAUUUCAAAAGUCUGGAUCCACCAUCAUUGAAGAUAAAAAUCCAAGUGAAGCUCCAUAUGUUGCUAGCCUGUUGACGCACUCUGAGAGCA
Molecule: messenger RNA, 2421 nt
Organism: Hydractinia symbiolongicarpus
Lineage: Eukaryota; Metazoa; Cnidaria; Hydrozoa; Anthoathecata; Hydractiniidae
Exons: 6
Coding region: 874-1209 (111 amino acids)
Source: RefSeq, a predicted model, not a curated record